Molecule: messenger RNA, 2859 nt
Organism: Metarhizium acridum CQMa 102
Lineage: Eukaryota; Fungi; Ascomycota; Sordariomycetes; Hypocreales; Clavicipitaceae
Source: RefSeq, a predicted model, not a curated record
AUGCAUGCCAUCGAACAGCCAUUUGCUCCAAAACGCGCCGCCUCGAGUGGGUUAGAUCAGGAUUUCUCGUUUCCUGCCGACUCGCGUCCUCCCAAUCCGCCAUUCGUAUUCCCAGCCAGCUCUGCUUCUUCCUCGUCGCCACCCACGUCCAGGCAGCGUCGACGACCAGUCUCCAUGGUAGAUCUUCAGAAUAGGUCUGCGGUGUCUCCGACUACAGAGUCGUCUAGCAGGGCUCAUCGACCAGCAGCGCUUCCACAGUUUAGUUUCAACCCUGGCGCAGCCUUGUCCACAGGUCCUGAAUCGAUGACGGCUCUCAGCCCUCCAAUUACACCAGAUUCAGCCAGGGCCUUCCCAUCACCGUUACGGCCCGCCGGGCAUGGACACCGACGUGGAGGAAGUGAGUUUGUGGGGGGCAGCAUUCGAGACGGUAGUUCUAUUGCCAUCAUGAGCACCAGCCCAACCAAAUCGGAGAGUGGUUUCGCUUCUCCGGGACUUCACCCACCGCGUAGAGGCCAUCGGCGUGGCGUCUCUGGCACGAUAUCUACCAACGAGCUACCUAUUCUCCAUCCGCAGCCCGACUUUUUAAGACCAAAGGGAAGCAGCGCGCCAAAUAGCCCAACCGCAUUCAAUCCAAAGGAAGGUACUCUUUUGCCCAUAGACCACCAACCUCCUCCACUGCCAGAGCCUGCCAAUCCUAUUGCGCCGCAGCCGUUCAACAUGACCGAGAAGAACACAAUCAGCAACCACUCUGUAACCACAUCAUCUUCUCUUCCAAAGCCAGAGCCUUCCCUGAGGCAAUCGCGACCGGGGAGGGCUCGAGUUGGAUUCUCGGACACACUAGAAUUUAUUCCCCGGCCACUGUCACUGGUCUCUAGCGACACAUCAAGUACAAUGACGGCUCGCCCGGGGCAUUCCGUGUCUGGCAGCAUAUCUUCCCUUGUUUCCGCUGCUUCCCCUGGAGGCCGCGAAAGUCCUGCAUCUCUUGCUCGAAGUCCUACCCGUGAGAUGGUGGACUCCAGACCAAGCACGGCUGGUGCUAUUUUGGAACGCACUACUGAUUUUAAGGCUGCCAGCGGCGGAGUUAGCACCUCUCCAAGACGACGAAACUCCAUUCCAACAUUGUUAGAUAUGGCCAACUCGCAGCCCAUCAGUGCAACACCGCCUAGUCCAACAAAGACGCCGAAGAGGUGGUCUUUCUUUGGCUUGGAACCUUUCAUGGGUUCCACGCCGUCAUCCAAACAUCGGUCUUGCAGUUCUAGUUCCUCAGAGUCCAUCUCGAAGACCGUUCCUGGAGGACUUUCAUCCGAUUCACAUGAAUCUAGCUCGUCGGGUGAUGAAGGCACUGUUGGGGACAGCUCUACUAGCCCUGCUAAAAAGGACCGCAAAAAGACGAGCAAGAAGAAACGAGUGAAAGGUUGGGCUGGAUCAAUAUUACCCCUUCGAAACAAUAAAAAACGGCCAAAGAUGCAUGCAGUGCGCCCACCAACACCUCCGGCGUCGGUAGGUCCAGUUGCAGAUGAAGAGGACGAGAAUGAGGACUGCGAAAUUACACAAAACGAAACGGCAUCCGCGCCAGCACCUCCUAUCGUUACAGUAACUGAAUCACCACCUCUUGAAGAACCUAGUGUCCCCAAACGACGGUCCGAGGAAGAGAGCUCGUACCCUAUGAUUGACUUGGAUGCUGCUCUUGGUCCUUUCAAUACGCCGUUGCCUCACAAUCCGGAGUGGGAUGCAGCACAGCGAGCAGCUGGUUUGGUCAACAAGCGCCGACUACACAGCGCACAGGGUUUGAAAGGGUUUAGCGGACCCGGUAUGCACUAUCAUCGCCGGACAGAAUCAGCGCCAGAUUUGCCACCAUUUGAUCCAGGCCGCGCUGGCAUUAGUCGGUUUGGUAGCAGCUCUACAAUGGCAGACGUGUUUGAAGAGGAGGAAGAAGAACAAGAAGAAGAGGAGGAGGAGAGUGAAAACAAGCCAGAGCAGGCCGAAGUUGCUCUGAAUGAGGUCGGCGCCCAAAAGAAUGACGAUUCAGACGGGGAGAUGACGCCACCCGCAACAGAACUCAUCACAGCAGAUUCUUUGAUUCCUGGUGUGGAUGAGCUGACAGCUGCGGCAGUUCAUCGCAACGCAAGCUCUGGCACAUGCAACACUGACCACUCGACUUCUGCCCAUGCAGUUCGCACAGAAUGCUCCAGGACGUCGCUGCACGAAGACGUUAUUAAUGAAGAGCCUGCGCUCAUCAUUUUCCGCGGUGGUCCGGUCUUGCCGGGCUUACCAGCUGAUCAACAUGGUUCAACUUCGUCUUCUCCAAGAAUGCCACCUGGACAACGAGAUUUGUCAAUGGUUGAGAUAAAUCAAGCAAUGCCCACCAGUCCAUACUCGACAAGCCAUGCCUCAUCCUACCCCUCACCAAGAUCACCUAUGUCCAUCGACGCCCAGCGAAUCUCUACUGCCCCCUCGUCCGUCACCGAUGAGAACAGCUUCCAUUCGCUGCUGAUGGGUGAACCUGGUCCUGAAGUGCGGAUCUCAGUUGACUACGAUAUUCCGUCACUGACCUCAAGCAACUCGACAAUGACUCGAGACAGCGCCUUCAUACCCAGUGCACGCAUGUCGCAGCCAAGCCUCCGGGAGCAACGUCCAUCGUCAGUUUCCUCGGCCGCUUUCGGACGCCGUCGAUCGAGUCUUGUGUCACUGAGCCGACUCAUCAGCAGCUCACACGGCGAGAGGAGUAAACUUUCCAUGGAAGUGACCUUGGAAAAUGAGGCAGAAGGCAGAAGAAGUCGGUCAAAGAGCAGCAAGACAAGAAGGCUUGGGCGCAUGAUGCAGUUUUGGAAGCCAAACAAGGAGUCGAGCCCAACGUGA